AAAACCAAGAAAGUUAGCGAAGAACAUAGAGUAACCGUACAGAAAUUACACACAAUUGUUAGGAAAGAGAACAAUUUGAACGAUCUUCUUGUGAAAUGGAACCUCUGGAAGGUUUUGCGUAUUGUUGCACGGGUUUUCAGAUUCGUGUCUAACACAACGAAGCGGGGGAAAACGAAAGGCGUUCUGACUACCAAUGCGAUUAAUAAUGCUGAAACGUUCUGGAUAAAACUCGUUCAGGAAGAAGCGACCAAAGAAGAAAACCAUUCAGCUAUAGCACCUAAGCUGGGUUUGGAAGCAGAUGAAAAGGGAGUACUAAGGUGCAAAGGACGGAUAAUCGGGGAGCAUCCAGUCUACCUUCCAAGAAAUCAUCGCUUCUCGAGUCUCGUGGUUUCUGAUGCCCACGAACGUACUCUCCACGGAGGAGUAGGGCUAACGAUGGCCAAAAUUCGACAGAAAUGGUGGAUCGAGAAGCUGAGAUCCCUGGUCAAGUCGGUGCUACACAAGUGCAACACAUGUGUGAAGUACAGAGCAAGGAAAAUGGAAAAUGGAAGGGAAAUGCUACGUGGCAUUGUACACUUGUGCUACAUCUCGAGCUGUACACCUUAA
Paramuricea clavata is the source of this 606-nucleotide messenger RNA. Lineage: Eukaryota; Metazoa; Cnidaria; Anthozoa; Malacalcyonacea; Plexauridae. The record is from the annotation of a GenBank genome assembly.